Messenger RNA from Cladocopium goreaui, 2065 nucleotides. The record is from the annotation of a GenBank genome assembly. Lineage: Eukaryota; Dinophyceae; Suessiales; Symbiodiniaceae.
AUGGCGAGCGGCCUGACCUCCAUCGCAUCACGCCAUCCAAGCAUCCGAGUGCUUCAAAUAGUGCUUAAGCUUACUUUGCGUGUAUUGGCCCCAGACGUUUUUCUCCGACAAUUGACAGCUUUGACAGCGCUCAUCAUCGUGCGCCACGCGCUUUGGCGACUUCGCCGCUGGAUCCGAUCCCUCACCAGACAAAUCCCCUUCCUGGGUGGACCAAAGGGACGGCUGCGGGAAGAAUUGAGAUUGGCACGCAGGAAGUGCAAAGACUAUGCUUCUUUCCAACAUAUUGGAGAGAAGUUGGACAGACUAGAAGGGAAGGACAGAUGGAAACGUGAUGACAACUCUUCCCUGUUUGACUCUGACCGCUUGAGAGAACGGACCAAGAGAUACCGAGAAAUGAUGGAAUCCAAUGAUGUUUAUGCUUGUAUGUAUGCCUUGCGAGGAGAGCUGCUGAGGAAGCAUUUCGGCAUUUGUAAUCCGGCCCUGUUCCAGGUGACCAACACCGGGACAAAAGUGAUGAUCGAAAAGUAUGUCGAAACUAUUUGCGAGGCCAUGGCAUGGGUAGGCUUCUCUUACAAUGCGCCAUCCGUGCGCACAGACGAAGAGGCGAAGAAGGAAGCCAUCAGAGAACGCCUGGCGUUCUUCAAUGAGACCAAGCACGGCUUUGGUCGCAGUGCUUUGCUGCUGUCUGGGGGUGCAUCUGUCGGCAUGUACCACUUUGGUGUCGUCAAGGCCUUGCAUUUGAAUGGCUUGUUGCCGCGGGUGAUGAGUGGUACAUCAGCGGGCUCCAUCGUGUGCGGGAUGCUAGGGGUGAGGACCGAUGAGGAGUUGACGGAGAUGUGGCAGGAAGACUUCUCGUGGUCAGACAACUUUUCCCUCGAAUUCUUCGGUGGAAAGGACCUGCAGCGCUUCUCCCGCACGGGUGAAGAGCUGUAUUCCUCAGAGCAUUUGGGGAAAGUCCUGAGGGACAACAUCGGAGACUAUACCUUCCUCGAGGCCUUUGACAGGACUGGUCGCAUCAUCAACAUCACAGUGAGUGGGCUGCCCGGGAACACCAGGUACCCAAUGCUCCUCAACUAUUUGACCAGUCCACAUGUUCUGGUUUGGUCUGCAGCGCAAUGCUCUGCAGCCGUUCCCGGCAUUUUUACGUCCAGGGAGCUGCUGGUGAAAGAUCGACACGGAAACAUCGGUCCCUACGUUUCAGGUGGCUUGAAGUGGCAAGAUGGUUCGAUGCAGUCUGAUUUGCCAAUGGCUCGGCUGUCGGAGCUCUUCAAUGUGAACUACUUCAUCGUUUCGCAAGUCAACCCUCAGGCCAUGCUCCUCACAGGGGGCGGUGUCGGAUCACAAAGGGGGCCCAUCUACCGCAUGUCGCAGUUUCUGCGCCGAGAGAUCAAGCAGUACCUGCUGAGCAUGAUGGAAUUCUGGAAGGGCGCCAGCGCUCGUCAUCCUUGGCUGAGACCAGUGGGAAACACGCUCAUUGGCUUGAUGGUACAGGAGUAUGAGGGGGACGUCACCAUCUACAAUGGUCGCGGACUACUGGAGAUGCCCAGUCUGCUGGAAAAUCCCACAGAGGACACCCUCAGGAGGUAUACUAUUGCAUCAGAGUGGGAAACGUGGUGGCAUAUUCCAGAGAUCCAGAAUGCUUGUGCAAUUGAAUUUGUGAUGGAUGAAAUCUGCAAGGAGCUGUUGGCUGACUUGCGUGCAUCUGAAGAUGAGAAGAGUGGCUUGCAACGAACACCUUCAUUGAUUUCUCGCAUGAUGCCGCCGGCUACGGGCCUCAACAGGCUGCCAUCUUUCCAUCAAGAAGCUUUGCGCAAAGAGCAGAUGAGUUCCAGUCAAAAGGGAAGCGUAAAGGGGCCAAAGAAAUUAAACCUUCCCGCAUCUCAGGGCCUGCACCGUCGUGGAUCUGGCAGUACCCUGUCUUCCAACAGGAGCAUUGCAGAUAUGCUUCUGACCUCGGUUUCCUGAAAGUUUUGCAGCACGAUUGUUAUAGUUUUUCAAGGUGCUGCCGCGGCGGGUCGGUUUCAAGUGACUCCAGGGCAAUUGGUCCUGCGGCCGGUGAGGGAAA